Hibiscus syriacus is the source of this 426-nucleotide messenger RNA. RefSeq lists its product as uncharacterized. Lineage: Eukaryota; Viridiplantae; Streptophyta; Magnoliopsida; Malvales; Malvaceae. The record is from RefSeq and is a predicted model, not a curated record. Bases 1 to 426 code for a protein of 141 amino acids. The transcript has a single exon.
AUGCCUACUUAUGCCAUGUUUCUCAAAGACAUUGUCACAAAGAAGAGAAAUGUGGAAAGGUUUGAAACUAUCUUCACAGCGAAGAAAUAUUGUUCUGUGAUCAAUAAACUUCUGCCAAAGCAAAAUGAUCCUGGAAUAUUUUCUAUUCCUUGUUCUAUCCAUGAUAAAUAUAUAGGGAGAGUCCUAUAUGACCUUGGGUCAAGUAUAAAUUUGAUGCCCAAGUCUAUAUUGUUAAAUCUUGGAAAGGGUAAUGCUCGACCUACCACCAUGAUCCUACAACUAGCUGACCGAUCUCACGUUCGUCCCGAGGGAAGAAUUGAAGAUGUCAUAGUGAAUGUUGACAAUUUUGUAUUUCCUGCUGAUUUUCUUAUUCUCGACUAUGAGGUCGAAGACAAUGCACCCAUCAUUCUGGGUGACCUUUUCUAG